UCUAGCUCCCGCAGGUUAUAAGGCAUCUGCGCCCACCGAGGCAGGCAGUCUGGAGAGCGCUAGGGGUGGGCGCUACCUGUUACCUACCUGUUACCUAUCGUGCUGCCCUGCCUCGCCCCGCCAGUCCUGUCCCAAACGCCUCAUUGAUAUAAAUAGAAGAAACGGAGUCAUUGAAUCAAAACGAAAAGGAUUGAGUGACCUGCAUGAAAGGAAGACGUCCAGGGAGAAGUAAAGGAAAUCAAACAUCCGAGGAUGCAUUUUCAGCAGUGUGAAGGCUGAAUGAAUGCUGAAUUAACAAAUGUUAAGAUACUCGGAUUGGAACUGCAUUUGGAAUUUACUUUACUGACAAUGCCACCAUCAAAUGGAAGCCCCGUUGUGUACACUCCCCCAGAUGGAGGCUGGGGGUGGGCAGUGGUAGUAGGAGCUUUCAUUUCCAUUGGCUUCUCUUGUGCAUUCGGCAAAUCUAUUUCUGUAUUUUACAAAGAAAUCGAAGGUAUAUUUCAUGCCAGCACGAGUGAAGUGUCAUGGAUCUCUUCCAUCAUGUUUGCUGUCAUGUAUGGUGGAGGCCCGAUCAGCAGCAUCCUGGUGAAUAAAUAUGGCAGCCGUCCAGUGAUGAUAGUUGGAGGCUGUUUGUCAGGCUGUGGCUUGAUUGCAGCUUCUUUCUGUAACACCGUUCAGGAGCUUUACUUGUGUAUUGGCGUCAUUGGAGGCCUUGGGCUUGCCUUCAACUUGAAUCCAGCUCUGACCAUGAUCAGCAAAUAUUUCUACAAGAGGCGACCACUGGCCAAUGGGCUGGCCAUGGCUGGCAGCCCUGUGCUCCUUGCAGCCCUGGCCCCCCUCAAUCAGGCUCUCUUUGAUAUCUUCGGCUGUAGAGGAAGCCUCCUAAUUCUUGGGGGUAUCUUACUAAACUGCUGUGUAGCUGGAUCCCUGAUGCGACCCGUAGGGCCUAAGCCUAGCCAGAUGGGGCAAGAUAAGUCUAAAGAAUCCUUUCAGGAAGCUGGAAAAUCUGAGACAGAAAAAGGUGCGGGCGACGCAAGCCCAGAACUUAACAGCGGAAAGCCCAAAGAGGAGAAGCGAUCCGUUUUCCAAAGGGUUAACAAACUUCUGGAUUUAUCCCUGUUCGCUCACAGAGGCUUUGUCCUGUACCUCUCUGGUAAUGUAAUAAUGACUUUCGGACUGGCUACACCUUUAAUCUUUCUCAGCAGUUACGCCAAAAGUCAACAUCACACUAGCGAGAAGGCCGCCUUCCUUCUUUCUAUUUUGUCUUUUGUCGACAUUGUAGCCAGACCGUCUAUGGGACUUGUAGCUAACACAAAAUGGGUAAGACCGCGGAUUCAGUAUUACUUCGCUGCUUCUAUCAUCGCAAACGGAGUGUGCCAUAUGGUGCUGCCUUUAUUCACCAGCUACAUCGGGUUCUGCGUCUACGCGGGCGUCCUUGGAUUUGCCUUUGGGUGGUUUAGCUCGGUGUUGUUUGAAACACUGAUGGACCUCAUUGGACCCCAGAGGUUCUCCAGCGCCGUGGGACUGGUGACCAUUGUGGAAUGCUGUCCUGUCCUCCUGGGGCCACCGCUUUUAGGUCAUCUCAAUGACAUAUAUGGAGACUACAAAUACAUAUACUGGUCUUGUGGUGUAAUCCUAAUUACCGCAGGCCUCUAUCUCUUUAUCGGCAUGGGCAUCAGUUAUCGACUUGAGGCAAAAGAACAGAAAGCAGAGAAGCAGACGAAGGAAGGCAAAGAAGAGGAGCCCAAAGAAGUUCCUGAAGAAUGUGGACUAGGAAGGGCCCCAGAGAACAGAGCAUCUAGUCUGAAAUCAUAACCAGAGGAGUUUUGACCAAAGAGAACUGAAAAUUCAACUGAACCCUGUUCUCUGAGUGUAGGACAGUGGGCACGCCCAUGGAAUCACAUUAGGCACUCAGCAAUGGAAUUCUUACGUAACUCUUUUAUAGCAGUCUAAAAUAACUGAUUAUAUUCUAGGGACAGGGGAUUGAUAAAAAAUGAAGGAAGGGGAAC
This is a messenger RNA of Tupaia belangeri chinensis (Chinese tree shrew), 2009 nucleotides long. RefSeq names its product monocarboxylate transporter 1. Gene Ontology annotation, cellular component: basolateral plasma membrane. Bases 280 to 1815 code for a protein of 511 amino acids. Gene Ontology annotation, molecular function: lactate:proton symporter activity. The record is from RefSeq and is a predicted model, not a curated record. Gene Ontology annotation, biological process: plasma membrane lactate transport. The transcript is spliced from 6 exons. Lineage: Eukaryota; Metazoa; Chordata; Mammalia; Scandentia; Tupaiidae.